Messenger RNA from Anopheles coustani, 1931 nucleotides. It is a transcript of the gene Cog6, whose product is annotated as conserved oligomeric Golgi complex subunit 6. Gene Ontology annotation, biological process: intra-Golgi vesicle-mediated transport. The coding region runs from base 24 to 1901 and encodes 625 amino acids. Gene Ontology annotation, cellular component: COG complex. Lineage: Eukaryota; Metazoa; Arthropoda; Insecta; Diptera; Culicidae. The record is from RefSeq and is a predicted model, not a curated record. The transcript is spliced from 3 exons.
AAACACAAAAAUUAUCUUGAGCAAUGGCGAUAGCAGUAUCAAAAGAAGAUUAUAUUCAGCAGCGCUUGAAUAAAGUGCUUGAAUCGCGCAUCGAAAAUGACCGAGAAACGCUAGAGGCUUUGUCCGACCUUUCGUCAUUUUUCAAGGAGAACACUCUUCAAACACGGCGUAACUUGAGAAGCCAAAUUGAAAAGAAAAGCUUGGAAAUCAAUCAAAACUUUCUAGAUGCAUUGAAAAACGUAAAGGAGGUUUUGGAUGGCAUUUGCAAUGAUAUUAAUUCGAUGAGCCUAUCUGUCGAAAACAUGAAAUCGCAACUUAGCAACACUGAGGCUCAAACCAAGGAUCUGAUACAACAGUCAAAUGCAUUACAGGAGGAAAACAAUAAGCUGCAAGUACAACAGAAACUUGCCUGUGGGUUCUUGUCGCGAUUCCAGUUGUCAUUAACCGAACAUCAGAUGUUAUACGGUUCCAAACGCGAUGCCCCAAUAGCAGCGGAUUUUUUUCAGGUAUUGGAUCGAGUGCAAAGCAUUCAUACCGAUUGUCGUACAUUGAUGCAAAAUGGAUACCAAACAGUGGCAUUAGACAUAAUGGAAGAAAUGACACUCCAUCAAGAGGCAGCCUUGGAACGCCUUUACCGCUGGACGCAAUCGCACUGCAGGAACGUGGAAUCAAAUGAGAUGGGCGUUCUUAUAGUACAGGCUAUGGCAAGGCUUCAAGAUCGACCAGUUUUAUUCAAAUACGUAAUUGAUGAGUAUUCCACCGCACGGCGAUCGGUGGUUGUUCGUUGCUUCAUUGAUGCACUUACAACAGGAGGCCCGGGUGGAAACCCGAGGCCGAUAGAGAUGCUAGCUCACGACUCAAAACGUUACAUAGGGGAUAUGUUUGCUUAUAUUCACCAAAUCCUUCCGCCAGAGAAGGAAAAUCUACAGAUGCUUGUCAGAAAUUGCGAUAAGGAAGAUAUUUCGGAGCAGGUUCAAUCUGCAAUGAUCAACAUUUCGGAUGGGGUGUGUCACCCCCUCAGAGUGCGAGUUGAGGCGAUACUAAAUGCCGAAAAGGAUACGAUCAUAUUGUACUCAAUAUUCAAUUUGGUAAAGUUCUACCUGAACAUGAUUACUAACAUCGUAAAAGGAGGCCAGUUGGAGCAGUGUAUGGCUGAUAUGCAGAUAUUUUCAGAAACUACCUAUUUGAAUAGUCUCAAAUUUCAGAUAAAGCAGUUACUUCAUGGAGCUAAUGAGAAUCGAUCUGGGCUUGAGCCUCCUCUAUCAGAUUUGGUUCCUUCUUCCAGUGUGGGUCGAUUAUUAAACCUACUGAAGGAGAUUCUUUCGGUAGCCAGUAUGGUAGCAGGUAGUCAAAAAGACAUUACCAAAAUUGUCGGUUGUGUGAUCGAUCCUCUUCUACAAUCCGUGCAAGAAUCGGCAUCUCAUUUGCCUACAACGGACAUGGCUGUUUAUUUGCUAAAUUCCUUGUAUCAAAUCGAAAGUGUAAUUUCUAUAUACGAAUACAUGGAGGAGCGAUUAGAACGUUUACGUGCUCAAUCCGACGCCCAGAUAGAUACAUUGACUUCAGAACAAGCAUCAUCUCUUGUAGCUAAUCUUAAUCUUGGCCCAAUAUAUACAGUUUUACAAGGAAACUCUUCUCAGAUCGAACAAAAACAUCUUAAUACAUUUGUGGUUAAACUGGAACAGUUUCUUCAAACUCCAGAAAUUCUGCUGCUACCACAAGUGAACCUUCUCAUCAGCAGCAGCCAUCGAGGUACAGUGCAAAAACGGUCGUUCAAUGUGAUUAUUGCUUUAUAUCGACAAAUCUACGAACGUAUCCAUGAUCCGAAAAAUGGAUACGCGAAUCCAGAGUUAAUUCUGGCUAAAACGCCAGAGGUCGUAAAUGAAUUAUUAUGCGGCUAAUAAAUUAAUGUUCUUUGAUAUAGUAACAAC